Molecule: messenger RNA, 1662 nt
Organism: Prosopis cineraria
Lineage: Eukaryota; Viridiplantae; Streptophyta; Magnoliopsida; Fabales; Fabaceae
Product: E3 ubiquitin-protein ligase RING1-like
Exons: 1
Coding region: 202-1311 (369 amino acids)
Biological process (GO): protein ubiquitination
Molecular function (GO): transferase activity
Source: RefSeq, a predicted model, not a curated record
GCCAACUCCUUAAAGUCAAACAUUCAACGCGCAAAUAUCAUUACCAUCAUCUCUCACACACACCCCGUUUUCAAAGUUCUUAAUCUUUGAAUUGAACAAAACCAAACCAAAGCUUCGUCUUCCUCGAUCCUUUCCUUGCCCAAUCUCACCCUCCUCCUCCUCUUCUUCCUCCUCCACUGAUGCGCUCUUUCUCUCUCUCUCAUGGGCCUCCAUCACCGCAAGAUUCUCGAACAAAUCUGUUAUCUCUACUGCAACAUGAAAGAUUCCUCUCCUUGUUACAGCUCUGAUUGCAAGGCUUGUGUCGUCAAGUGCUCCUCCUCCGUCUACCCGCCGAUUUCCUACUCUCCACCGACACCUGUGUCCUUCGACGACUAUGCUGGUCUCGAUGAUCCACGAAAAAUCCACCGCAAGAUCUCCACCUGGUUGACCGUCGUUAUCGCUAUUCUCGCCGCCGCUUUUUUCGCCCUCCUCUGCUUCGCAGUCUACCGCCGGUUCUGCUCCGGCCGUUUCAGGAGAAGGAAUUCGGAGACGGAGGAGGAUCCGCGGGGAGAUUUUCUCGACGAAGAGGAGGGUCCUGUGGUGGAUCAUCCCAUAUGGUAUAUUCGAACCCCUGGUCUUCAACAAUCGAUCAUUUCUGCGAUUACUGUGUGUAAAUACAAGAAAGGCGAAGGGUUGAUUGAAGGAACUGAGUGCUCUGUUUGUCUGAGUGAGUUUGAAGAAGACGAGAAUCUCAGGCUUUUGCCCAAGUGUAAUCACGCUUUUCAUCUCCCUUGUAUUGAUACCUGGCUCCGAUCUCACACCAAUUGCCCCAUGUGCCGAGCUCCGAUCGUCACCAACCCCGCCACGGUGAUCGCCUCGCCGGAGCCGAAUACUGUUAAUCCGACUGAUUCAGAACAACCCCAGAUGGAAACUGUUGAAAAUGGAAGUGAAAAUAGUGGGGUUGUUGAGAACAGUGAUGGUGAACUGAGAAACAGAGAUGAGGAGGAAGAAGGAAGAAGGAGAGAAACGGUGGAUGAAGAAGAGGUUGAGAAUUUGCAGCCAAGAAGAAGAUCUGUGUCUCUGGAUUCUUCAGCUGUAGAGAAGAUCAAUCGUAUUCUUGCUAGAGCUAAUAAUAAUACUGCUGUGUGUUCAGUAGGCUCAUCUUCAUCGAAGAGGGUUUCCAAAAGUGGGUCUUCUUCCUUCAGGAUGAAGUCUCUUCAGAUUGUUGCAGGCACUUCAAUGAAGAGAUCUCGUUCCUACAAUGGCAAACAUGUACAUCCUUGGUACAGUCGAAGCCAGAGGAAGCCAAGUGCUCCUAUUAGAAGCUUUUGAUGAUUUUUGGCCUUCCAUGUAAGGUGAGUCAUCUCAGGCUCAGCAGCACAUGUAUGGAAUGUGAGAGAGAGAGAGAGAGAGAGAGAGAGAGAGAGAGUAAACAAAACAGACAGACAGAAACCAAUGUUUGAUUCUUCUUGUUCUAUAUGUGUUCCUCGAUCCAGACAUGUACUGGGAAACUGGAGUGAUUCUGUUGUGUUAACUCUCAACAAAGGUGAGAGAGAUCAAGGAAGUUGUAAGUUUUAUUCCUUGAUGCAUCAAAAUAAGCCAUGUGAUGCGGAAAGUGUAUGAUAUAGCAAUAGCAGAAACCAAAAUUUACUCAUAUAAUGAGGUUUAUGAUACCUUUGCCAA